Messenger RNA from Cyanistes caeruleus (blue tit), 8912 nucleotides. The record is from RefSeq and is a predicted model, not a curated record. NCBI's taxonomy places the organism in Eukaryota, Metazoa, Chordata, Aves, Passeriformes, Paridae.
GGUAGCUAGAAUGACCCUCUUUUUUAUGCCAAGGCCAUUUCUCCUUGCUGACUACAGAUUACUUACAAGUUAUUACAGACAGGGAAAUAGAUUAAUGUUAAAAUAAAUAAAUCUAGUGCCUGAAUCAGGAAACUGGGAAGAAAACCCGAUGCUCUGAAUGCCCACAGUACUUAACAGUGUGGAUCACAGGAUUAAUUCUAACAUUAAAUAAAAUACUUUGGUGGGUUUCUUAGAAAAAAACAGAAAUUUUGUAUAAAAUUCAGCUAUAUGCUUUUGGAAAUGGAAACGCUUAGCCACAUCAAAGCAUCUGGCAUCAACACUUCCUUGGAAGAGAAAGGAAACUGAAUAUGUCUAUUGAAUGUGAGAACAAAAUAUCUUCUUGGCCAACCCAGUACAAAUCAUCAGUGCCAAGGCAAAGUGCUUUCAAAAAAGCUGGGCUGGAGACCACUAAGACUUAUUUUAAUCAGAUGUAAGGAAAAAGGAACAAUAUCAAGCUCUUAUUUCAUGUUAAUACUUGUCAGCUAAAACCCACCAAACAAAACCUCUGCAUACUUUAAAAAAGUUUAAUUGAUUAAACUGUGCUGCAAUUUGUCACAGAGCUGUUUAAUUUCAUUCUAGUUUUGAUAGAACUCUUGGAAAUCCUUAUUGAAACUGAUUACCAAAAGAUAAUGGUUUACCCUCUGAUCAGUUGUACUGUCCAGUACCUAAGUCUUUUACCUCUAAAUAACUCUAUUUACAAUAGUUUUUAAGGUAAGCAGGAACUAAGAGCUCUGUAAAGCUACUGAAAUUUAUUAUGGCUGAAAUGCAAGAGACCAAAUCUCACAGCACACUCUCCAUGCCUCAGCAAACACAUUUAAAUAUAGAUAAGAGGAUAAGUUUCUAAUAUACAUUUUAGUGCUUAUUCUCUGUGUUUGAACCUACAAAGAUAAAGAGCUGCUGCAGAGUAGACCAAAAGAACAAAGUCAUGGGACACAGCAACAUUCAUAUGAGGAGCCUAAGACUCAGGAGCUUAGAGUAUUAGUAAGAAGGGAGGAGAGGAAUAGGUGAGUGCUUACGAAAUAAGCUACUACUGUGCUAAGAAUCUGAAUCUUUUGUCUGCUUCUUCUAAACAAGCUGAUAAAUAUACCCAGGAAAGCACUUAUUGUACCCCAGUGAAAAUAAUAAAAUUUGCGUGUACUUCUGUAUCUUCCUACUUCCAGUGCCCUCCUCUGACAAAAUCCAAGACUGAUAACAAAAUUUUCAUCACGUUUUAUAAAAUUUCUGACCAUAUUUCAUUUCUUAUGUUCUAGUCAGUUCUAGAAAUUUCAUGUGUCAGUACUGAAGUAGUUCAAUUAUCUCCCUGUAAGGAAUAUGGAAACCUUUAUUUUAGCAUUGUUUCCAAGUACUUUUGAAAUUUUGUCAAGACAAACAAAAUUCCCCAAAGGAACAGAAAAAUAAUCAACCCACUCCCCUAAUCCAGCCCCCCUUAUAACAUUGUGAUAUUACACAUCUUCAGCAUUAGCACUUCUAAAGAGUUAUUGAGGUAAAGAGGAAAAGUUUUCCCUUUUAAUUAUUUUUUCUUUCAUUUCAAGGCAGUCUUCCUUUCACUCAGAAGAGUUUUCUUUCACUAUCCCAUCCCUGUAGGGAAGUACAAUUAUACUUUGACAUGUCUCUCUCAACUCUUCCCAGCUGUAAAUGAUGUUGGCAAUUCCAUAGGCUGUAGCUCUCUUGUGAGGCUUCCCUGCUGUUAGCUUGCUUUUUUUUUCUAUCUAGUAAAACAUAGUGGAUUUUCUGCCUUUUUCAUUAUAAAAGUAAUGUUAUCCAUGAAGUACCCUUUUACUUAAAUAAUCUUUUUUUUUUCAUUAUUGCUUUCUCUGUGAUCCAUUUAAAAAUCAGUCUUUGUUAAUGGAUCUAUAGCCUCUGAACAUAUUUUCUAGCCUCUCUGAUAGUAUUCUCUGAUCAUCUUCUCCUUUCAGGCAUGAUAAAAGGAGUAAAGGAUACAAUCCUUAUUCAUCCGGAAUUAGUGAAAGUGGAACGAAAUGUUGAGAUUUCUGUGAUGAUGAGAAUUCUGGGGCCAUUCUCCAAAGACUUCUCUCCUCUGGGUAUUUUGCAGUUGCAUAGACACCAUCUAAGCUUCCAAAAAACUCACCUGCUCUUUAAUGUAGCUCUAGGAAGAAAGCCAUUAAGAGCCAAGACUGUUAGCAGAAAGCAUGUCAGGCUUCUGCAAGCAGUACCAGUGCAUCCCACCUAGUCAAGUGUCUGACUCACGGGUAGUCUGAAGGCUUUGUAGUAUGUGAUGAUAUGACUAAUGGUGUGGUUUCCUUGUAUCUUGUUUCAUCCUCUCCUUGAAAAGUGAAUUACAUGCAAGGUGCCUUUGCCUGCAGUGUCUUUUUCUAACAUUUUGUUUUGCCUUCAUCUUCUCUCCUCUCUACAAAAAGAAAAUUGCUUCUAUAUUAAGUCAAGAGAUUUGUGACACUCAGCUGUUGAGAAUGUUAAUGCUGUUGUAUCAAACUGUUUCCCAUGAAAGUUUAACAAAUAAAGUAAUUAAAAUUUCUCAUGUAAUCUCCAUGUUUUAUUACUGAUUACUUUUAAAGUAGGAACUGAUAUGAAGAAGCCUGGUGUUACAUUAAAUUACAUCUCAGUUUUACCCUAACCAUUGUACACAAUUUGAAGGCUUGCUUCAACAUAGAGUCCAUCAGCUAGUCCAUGGUUCUAAAGUGCAGAGCAUAAUCGCUUCUCUGCACCUUCAUGAAAGGAUGCAGAACAUCCAAAUGUGUGAGGGAUGGCAGUGUUGCAGGAUUAUAUCAUAUCUCAGAGAGGGACACUUGACUUUACACUGCUGCAGUUAAAUGGUGCACUAAAUCUCUCCCCAUCACCAGCAAAGAGCUGCCUUGCAGAAUGGGAGCAAUGGGGAGAAGUGGCAGAUUUGUCCUGGUGUCUUUGUACAUUCACCAGGGUGAGGAGACUCCCUAUAGCACAUCUGCUUUUUCAUGUAACCAGCCCUGUGACUGCAUAACAGAUUUAACAUUGAGUCUUCCAAAGCUGCAGACAUGUUGAGAUAGUCCAAGUUAGAAGUAUGGUCUCUCUAAAUUUCUUUCCAUUUCAGCUCUAGAGGGGGAACAUAUUCACAAAACGUAGUAAUAUCCUGGGGAGCAUUAUGCCCUGCAGGACUCAGUAGAAAAAGGCUCAUAAUCCAUUUGUAUUAAUGCUGAGUAGUAUCUGUAAAGUGAGGCAACAGCCUACAGCAAUAAACAGUGAACUUUGUAAUCCACCAGCUCCAAACACGUUGAACUGACCAAUCUGCUAUGAAAACAGUAGCAUUUGCCACAAAUAUUUGCACAUAUUCGAUAAUACAAAAUUACACGUGGCUGAAAGACUAUUGAUUUUUUUUUUUCCUCUGCUUGUUUUGUUUCCCUAGAACAAUACAUUGCACAUAAUGUUUUGGGGCUUGUCCCUUCUGGGAGUCCAUGCUUUUUCAGAUCAGACUGAGUAAUUUUGAAAGUUGUUGCUGCUGUAUUGAUUUUCUGCCCAAAUCCAUUUUGCUAAGUAAACCGAUGGAGGAAGUAGGGCUUGUGAUCAUCUCACAGACACAAUAGCCAAGCCCUAGUCCUUUCCAAAACUCCGAGGCUUUAUAAUUUUCAAAUCUUAUUUUUAUUAGACCUAGGUGACCUGUAAAAUAGGAAAACCUCAGAUCUGCUGGGUAAGAUGGAAUAAAAAUAAACAAGUUUGCAAACCCAUUUUCCCUCUCUCCCUGUGUCCUUGCAGGAGCGAGUCCUUUGCUGUAAGCUUUUACUCCGUUAACUCAGACACUCACCAGCCACAAAAUUCCUCCAAUCCCUUCGUGUUUCAUGAGAAAAUGCCUGUAGUCUAUUUCCAGAAAGACCCAGCCUGCCCACACCUCUUCCCACAGGGGGCAAUCCAGCUCACUGUCCCGUCCUGGGGAGCUGCUGCCUCUGUGGCUCUUGUAGGUCCCACUAAGAGGGGCGACUGCGCUGCCUCAGGGCCCAGGCCCGGCCGAUGCAGCUCGCCCUCCUCUCCCCUCCCACCUCCCAGCCCCACUAAAGGCCUCCCUAGCGCUCUGCCUGCUCUGCCCCCCGCCCCAGGGACAGGGGCUCUCCGUGCAGGAAGGUCAGCCAGGGAGGCGAGCUGCGGGGGCUGUACUUUGCACAGCCGUUUCAUCAAUUCCUUGGGUUUGUUGAGUAUGUUCACCAUACCUCUUCUAGUCCAAGAAUAUUAUUUUUGCUUGCAGAAGUUUGUGGACAGGUGUAGCCAGCAUAUGAAGGUAACAUGCAUUUGGAACAGGAAUGAAUACAGAUGACACGAGAGCAAUAUAUAUUAGCAACACAGCAGAACAGCCUUCCAAGGACUGAACAUCCUCAGUUUUACCCAGUAGGGAUUUAUGGAUGGCGAAAGAGGUGCUUAUACUUCUUUGUCCUUCUGCUGUUGGUUACCAUGAUUGUUAAUUUAGCAAUGACAAUAUGGAUUUUGAAGGUUAUGAAUUUCACAGUGGAUGGAAUGGGAAAUUUGAGAGUCACUAAAAAAGGAAUACGACUUGAAGGAAUAUCUGAAUUUCUACUUCCACUAUAUGUGAAAGAAAUCCAUUCCCGAAAGGAUAGCCCACUGGUCUUACAGUCUGACAGAAAUGUAACAGUGAAUGCAAGAAAUCACAUGGGACAGUUAACUGGACAACUGACAGUAGGAGCUGAUGCUGUGGAAGCUCAGUGUAAGAGAUUUGAAGUGAGAGCAAGUGACAGUGGAAAAGUAUUGUUUUCUGCAGAUGAAGAUGAGAUUGUCAUUGGAGCCGACAGACUGAAAGUAACAGGCACGGAAGGGGCAGUGUUUGGGCACUCUGUGGAGACACCCCAUAUCAGAGCAGAACCUUCCCAAGACCUCAAACUUGAAUCUCCUACUAGAUCUUUGGUGAUGGAAGCACCCAGGGGAGUGCAAGUCAACGCAGCUGCAGGAGACUUAAAGGCUACCUGUAGGAAAGAACUGCACUUACAGUCCACAGAAGGGGAGAUAUUUUUAAACGCAGAUACAAUCCGCCUGGGAAAUCUACCAGUGGGGUCCUUUUCAUCCUCCUCCUCCUCCUUCUCCUCCUCCUCCUCACCCAGCUCUUCAGCCCCUCGCCAGACAAUCUAUGAGCUCUGCGCCUGUCCCAAUGUUCAGUUUGGUUUCCCUUGUGACAAGUUCGACACUUCAAACGGCCUGCAGAGCAACUUCUUCCACUGUAAGCAGGAAUACAGCGCUGCCUUCUCUCGUGGUUUGUGCUGCCACUCAACACAGAGAUGAGAGAGAGAGAUAUCCAGAAAUCAAUGUAUUCUUCAUCAGGAAACCUAGAACAUAAGAUCACCUUAUUUUCCAAAAGGGACAAUAACACAGGUGCCUUUGCUACUUGAAGUGAAGCACAUAGUUUUAGAUUUUUGCAGGACCUGGAUAUGAACUGCACAUAAAUAUAUAUCUAGAGAGAGAGAGAGAGAGAGAGUACAUGAAUUUUCCCAGAAUCUGAUGGUGAGAUGAAUUGGUUCCCCUUGUAUGAUAUAUAACUUUACUGUCUGAAAGCACAAUUUUCCAUUCAUCUUUUUGGAUGUAAACUUUUAUCCCUGAAUUUUAAAAUUUUAAAGCAUUGUGUGAUGCUUGCUUUACUAAACAAAUUCAGUAAAUGGUUUUUAAUACAAAAAGAGACAGAAUUCCUCCCUGAGUUUGGUUUCUUUAAAAAUGUGUUGUUACUAUUUGUCUACUAAGUCUAGGGUUUUGUACACUAGGUAAAUUUUGGAAGUGCUCAGCAAUAUUACUUUAAAAGUUAAAAAUACAUGCUCUUGUUUGUCAUAUCUGAAUGACCUUAUAUUUUCAUGACCAUUGCAUGUGAAGUGAUUGCUUUAAGUAGAACAUACAGUUUCUGGAAAAGAAGAACAGGGUAUAGAAGGAAAUUCUGAUGAUAUGUUUGUUGAUCAGUGUAUUACUCUUCACAAGGUUCUUAUAAUUGGCAAAUACAAAACCAAGAGAGAAAUCUUCAAAGGUACAUCUUGCCCAUUUUCUGACUAUGUUUAACUGCUGCCACUUGAACACAGUACAAACAUUGUUAGUAAUGUAAAGUGUGAUGCUGAGAAGCAGUGCACUAACAACUUGUAUGACAUUCACAUUUAUUAUUCUCUUUUGUUUACUGUCUACUGCUGAGGUUUCAAAGUAAUAGUAGUAUAUAUAAAAUCACAUAUUAAAUGACAUUCAGUAUUAAAAAGUACAUCGAUAUUACCUUGACUUUACCAGGUCUGUGUUUAAAUUAUGCAGCCACAUUUGCACUGAGAUCUCACUACUGACUUUCUUUUUUGACAAGUUUCAUGUGGGAUUUCUUUCUUGUAUCAAUGUUCAUAUUUAUGUGGCUCGAUUGGUAAUUGAAAUCUUAUAAGAAAUGCUUUGGUAUGCUGCUGGUAAAAUUGUCACAACAUUGAUUAACAAGAGUAUCUUGAAACUUGCAGAACCCAGGGAAGUAAAACAAUAUAAAAAUGUUUCCUAAUGUGGAAGAUGGCUUGAUUGUGUGAGGUAAGUAUUUUUUUUAACUCUAUUCUUUAAAUUACAUCACCUAGCUUGUAUUGUUAGAAGCUUCUGAAUCAAAGAUCACCAGUGAUAUGAGAGCUUUUGCAAAGUAAUUCUAAAGCCAGGGGAGAUGGUGCAAGGUGGGUAUUUCUACACACAUUUUUUUUUUUUUUUUAGAGAAAAUAAAUGAAUUUGAGUAAACUAGUAUGGUGAUUCCCUUGGCAUCUUAUUAACACCUAAUAAGGCUGACUUUGUUUUCACUUCAGGUGAAAUUCACUCCUAUGCAGAAGACCAGCACAAGACGUGUCAAUGGCUUGACUGGUGCUUGCCUUGCCAUUGGCCCUCUUCAGAGGUGUGAAUUUUACCUCAUGGCAAGAAUUCUGUAUUUGCUGGUUUUAGCAGUUAAAUGAAGAUUUUAAAUUUAUUAUUUUAUGCCUUCAAAAGAAGGCUGUUAACAGCUGACUUGUUGUCUGUUUGAGAUUGUUCUUCUUUGAAAGAAAAUAUACUAGAAAAUAUUGCAAGCAAAUAUACAUUUGAACGUGAGGAUUUUGAAGACAGUAGAAGGGACAAAAAGAGUUACAGAUGACAAAGAGGAUGACAAUAAAACAUUAGAAAGUGUAGCCACACAAGACACCCUCAUAACUGGGAUAUAUAGGGAUAUAGAUGUCUUUUUUUAUGCACACAAGUAGUAGAAUGGUAAAGUGAUAGCCAUGAAUUUCAGAAGGGAAAGUAUAAAGAUAUGUAUGAGGACACAUCUAUGUGUAUUCAUUAUCUGUGCACACCUACAUACACCAGUUGCUUAAAAGAUGAACAAAUAUAGUGACUUAUCUAAAUCUAUUUAUAUUUAAUCUGAAUUAAAAUGUGGCUUCCUACAAAUUGCAUACAAGUAGUAAAAAAGCUGAGGAGCUUUUUUUCUCCUCAAAAAAACCUGCAGGAUAUCUUGCAGAUAUUUUGUCAAGAAUUUUCCACUGAAAAAUUCUUAUUUGUUUGUUCUUCACCUUCUGAGAUUACUUACCUGUUAUUCAUUUAAAAAAGGUCUCUGUUCACUGAUGGAAGGACCCAAACUUAAUAAAUUUCACACUGACUUGGUUGGGAAUGGGCAGGUAGAAAAAAAAUAUAUAUUUUUUACUAGAUUAAUUUUAACAGCAAGACUGAAAUAAUUUGCCACUUUGAAUGAAGUCAGAAGACAUAUGUGGAUAAUACAUUGGACUCCUAAAAAACAAGCCAGUAAAUUCACGUAGCUCUGCACUGUCAGGAUAUUCAUUACUGGAGUCCCAUCAGUAUGAAGUAGAGUAUAUUUAAGACAUUCAACAACCUAUGGGAUAGAAUAGCAAGUUCUCAUAAUAUCUUAAUAAUCUGGUGAAUUUCUUAAUAUUGAUGUUUACUUUAAAUCCAUUGAAAACUGUAAGAAGGGAAUUAAACAUUUUUGAUUUCAAAAAGUAUUUCUAGCCCACAUGAUUUCAGGGAGUAUUGGAAAAGUGAUUUCAGUGCAUUAACCAUAAUGCCAAUUAAAAAAUUAAGAUGCCAUCCUUAUGACAACAAUGAAAUAUCUGCAAAGACCUUAUUGGCUACAUGUAUUUAAUAUAUAUGAUAGAUUUAUUUCCUGUAAAAAGUAUUUGUGUCAUAUUAUAGGAUACUGUCUCUUUCUUGUUUUUUCUUUUUUUUUAAAAAAAAAAAGAAGAGAAAAAUAAAAGCAUCAGCCAACCUCUCUGAGCACUGUCAGAUGUAUGGUUUGUAUUGCAGUUCAUUCAUUGGUUAAGUGUUAAGACCAAAGACAGACACUUCUAUUAUAUUCAACACUAUGACACUGCUGUUUCUACUAAUUCUGUUGGAAUGAAGAGAUGAAAAGUUGUAAUUACAACAUGAAAUGUAACAUAGUUUAGAUCUGUGCAGCAUUUUGAGCUGUAGAUUUUCACUUUUUUCCAAGGUUUAAAUUUUUUGUCGGUGUCUUGCAAUUACAUUACUAUUCAUGCAUAUGGGGGUCUUUUGGUGUUCCUAAGAAAACAUGCCAAGACAUUGCUUCUAUGAAUUGAAGUUAUACUGGUUUGCUUGUAAAAUUGGCUUGACUGGGUAAAAUAAUUUGCUUUCAACCAUUUUAGAUGCAGAGUUAAUAAGUCUGGAAGAUACAGCCAUAAAUGUCUAGAAGGAUGAAUGAAGGAUGUUUAAGAUAUUUGGUUCCUAACACAAUGUAUCUUUUAGGGUUUUUUGGGUUUUUUUGGCUUGUUUUGCUUUGUUUUUAGAUUCCAAAAAACUGCCAAAUAAAAAACAAAUUAAAAACCCACAAACUUGAGACUAUGGAAUUGUUAUCAACUGAUUCACUGUAAUGCACAUGAAAGUUGUAUGAAAAUCUGAGUGUCUUAUUGUUUCAAACACUACUCAGUAAAGGUCUGCUAACCAUU